GGCGGCAGCUGCGAGACGAGUUCCGGGAGCUGCUCCUGAACAUCCGCGCUCCGGUAUGUCGGUGCUGGAGACAAACGCGUGAAGGCGGCGGGGUGAAAGGGUUCCCACUGCCCAGUGCUGAAUGGGGCCUGCAAAGGAGUUAAUCACAGAAUCAUCAGGGUUGAAAGGGAUCUCUGAAGAUCAGAUCAGCCAGUCCAACCACCCUGCCAAGGCAGGGUCACCUGGAGCAGGUGACACAGGAACGCAUCCAGGUGGGGUUGGAAUGUCUCCAGAGAGGGAAAUUCUACAACCUCCCUGCACGGCUGUUCCAGUGCUCUGCCACCCUCAGUGUAAAGAAGUUCUUCCUCAAGUUGAGGUGGAGUUUCUUGUGUUUUAGUUUAUGAAUAUUGCUCUUCCGUUUCAGCUCCAGUAUCCCAGCCAAGGUGAAAUGAUCCCUGUUGCCCUAUGCUGACCUGGGCCAGCAAAAGGGUUACUAUCCAGCCUCAGAUUCUGCCUUAACUUGCUGGGCAGAGCUUUGGGGAUUCUGUAAAAAAAAAAAAAAAGUGAGGCAGUCUUUCUGUGGGAAGUCAGGGAAGAGGCUCUCUGACACAAUCAUGGAGCAGAGAAAGCUCAACACGAGGCAGCUUAAUUUCCAGUUUCCUCAGUGCAGGAGAGACAUGGAGCUCCUGGAGAGGGUCCAGCAGAGGGAAAUGAGAAUAACUAGGGGACUGGAACAUCUUUCUUACAAGGAAAGCCUGAGCAAUCUGGACCUGUUCAGUCUGGAGCAGAGGGCUGCCGGCUGCCCUCCCUGCCCUGCCUCUGGAACUCACUGUCCUCUACAACUCCCUGCUUUUCACUGUGGGAGCAUCUGACUCUGUCAUCAAAGGAGAAGCAGAAGGAAUACGCCAGGGGCUCCUCAGGGCGUGCUGGCUUCAAAGAAAACUCACUGAAACAGGCUGCAGCUCAGAGGUGGAUCUGCAGUGUUGUCACAUGCUUACCUGAGGGCACAUGACUUCAAGGGGGCACAGCAGAGCUGGAGUCUAGCUCUGAGCUGUGCUGUGUGUUGUCUCCCGAGUGUGCUGCUGUCAGCUCCUCUCUCUUAGAGCUUGUUUUCCAUUCUGCUGAGGCCAGGCCAGCCCCGCAACCCCAUUCCUUCCAUCGCUACGAGGAGCCUGUGCUUGUUUGAGGCUUUCUCUGCCUCUUGCAUCCAGGGUGUCUGUUACGGGCACCAACACAUUGUCUCACAGCUCUAGAUCUUUUUGCUUGUGGGUUUUUUUUUUCAGUUCUGGAGGCUUGUGGGGCUUGCGGAGAGGAUCUUGGCAUGGAAGAGCUGUGGGAAAAGGUGCUGCAGGAGGUAACCAUGGAGAAGCUGCAGGCACCUCUGCACCGCCUUGGGGCCCUGCAGGCAGCCUGGUGGCUGGCAGCCAGGCGGCUGGGAAGUGUUGCUGGUCUCUUCCAGCUCCUGAGCACUGCUGAGGACCCAGGAAGAGCUCACUGCAGUGAGGGACAGAACGAAAUCCUCUCCAUGAUCAAGGCAUGGCAGGUCCCUCCUGAGGAGGCCUCCCUGCCCCUUGUACAAAGUGCCAAGGACUUGAAGGAAAUCCUCUGCACUGCAGCAGCCUUCCUGCAAGGGCUGCAGGAGCUGGAGGCUGGGAACUUCCCUGCCGCCCUUUCCCUCCUUCAGGAAGCUGCAGGAGGAUUCUGCUCCAAGAAUAUCCUGGCCCAGAUCUACACCUGUCUUGGCUGCUGCGCUCAGCAAAUGGGCAAGCCUCAGACAGCCCUUCAGCACUUGAAACGGGCCCUCCAGGUAGAUUUCCAGUGCCUUCCUGCCCUGUCCCACGUGGCAGCAGUGUACCGUGAACUGGGAGAGACCGAUGUGGAGCUGCAGGCCCUGACCCUACUCUAUGAGGCUCUGAGAAAAAACCCUCCAGCAGCAGCUGCUUCCUCUAGUCCCUAUUUGCUCAUGCGAACAGAGCUGCUUGUCUACACACCAGUGCUCACUUCCCUCCUUCGCCAUCGCCACCCCUCUGAAGUGAAGUACCUUCUGGCACAGCGGUGUCUCCAGGAUGGGAGGGUGGCUGAUGCAGUGGAACAUUACCUGGAUUUUCUGUCGCUCCUUCAGGAGCAGCAGGUGCCCCUGGAUGGUAGCUCAGCUCUGCCCAGGAUCCCAGAGGUGUUCCUGGAAGCAGCAUCUGCCUUGGAGCAGGCUGGGAGGCACCAGGAUGCCAUAACUGUGUGUAAGGAGGUCAUCAGCCGGACAACUGACCUCAUUCCACAGGUGCUAAGAGUGGAGGAGAGGCUGGAACAGACAGAGUCCUCAUUGCCAGUGGCAGAACUGGCGGGUGGACUCCUGUCCCAGAAGAAGGAGAGCCUGUGCUGCCUUGCCUGGAGAGCAGCUGGAUACCUGCAGCAGGGCUGGGCUUGGGCCAAGCUGGGCGAGAGCAAGGAAGCUGUAACACAGUUCACCAGGUGCCUCAGUGAUCUCCUGCGUGUCCAGCUUCAUGGGUCUGGUGUCAAACGGACAGAGAAUCUCCAGCCAGAAGUGGAGGUACUCCAGAAGAUCAGGUUGCUCUCUCUCAUUGGGCGAGGUACACAGUUCCUGGAGCUGGGGAGGAACAAAGAAGCUCUGUUGGAUUUCCAGCACAGUUUGCAGAUCUCACCAGGUGAUCCAGCUGCUGCCUCCUACUUGGUGCAAGCCUUGUGGAAGCUGAACCGAAAGCAGGAGGCGGCUGCCCAGUGGCAGAAGUUCUCCCAGAGCUCCCCUGGAGAGAAUGGGCAGCAGCCAGGGCAGGGAAGGCCCCUCCCUUUGUACCUGGCUUCAUGUCUGGAGCAGGUGGUGUUCCCUCACAGUGAACCUCUUGCCAGAAGCAUACAGGAUUUCCUCGGGGCAGCAGCCCAGGACACCCCAAGCUGACCUGGUCAUGCCUGGCAUGCCCACCUUCUGAGGUCUCCCUGCACUUGCCUGGCACAAGGCCUUCAAGAACUCCUUGAAGACUCAGAAUUACUCUGUGAAGAAGCUAGAUUCCCAAGGGACUGAAACAGAAUAGAUCUCCUUUUCUAAUAAAAAAACCCAGUUCUGUUUA
This is a messenger RNA of Vidua chalybeata, 3062 nucleotides long. RefSeq names its product FA complementation group G (gene FANCG). The coding region runs from base 1301 to 2893 and encodes 530 amino acids. Gene Ontology annotation, biological process: interstrand cross-link repair. Gene Ontology annotation, cellular component: Fanconi anaemia nuclear complex. The record is from RefSeq and is a predicted model, not a curated record. Lineage: Eukaryota; Metazoa; Chordata; Aves; Passeriformes; Viduidae. The transcript has 14 exons. Gene Ontology annotation, molecular function: protein binding.